Messenger RNA from Daldinia loculata, 1122 nucleotides. Its product is annotated as electron transfer flavoprotein, beta subunit. The transcript has 3 exons. Gene Ontology annotation, molecular function: electron transfer activity. Gene Ontology annotation, cellular component: cytosol. Lineage: Eukaryota; Fungi; Ascomycota; Sordariomycetes; Xylariales; Hypoxylaceae. Bases 227 to 1003 code for a protein of 258 amino acids. The record is from RefSeq and is a predicted model, not a curated record.
AGCAGACCAUCCAUGUGGGGCUUAUUUGGCCGAGGUUUUUAACAGUAGAAGCGCGGCUAUCGCCGGUCUCGGUCGCGGAUUUUCCUGCGUCAUUGAACGGAGCUUCAAUUAAGGUUAGCCGAAGCAUUGAAUCCGACAAGAGACAUAAGCUCGGUUACUUGGUUACUUAGACUUUCACUUCUCCUUUCGCUUUUUUAUAGACAGCCAGCAAAGCUGCGAACUCGCCAUGUCAGCAUUACGCAUUCUUGUGCCCGUAAAGCGGGUAAUUGACUAUGCGGUCAAACCCCGUGUCAACAAGGCGCAGACGGGCGUCGAAACGGCCGGCGUCAAGCACUCGAUGAACCCGUUCGACGAGCUUUCGGUCGAGGAGUCGGUGCGGAUCCGCGAGAAGAAAUCGGCGCCGGGCGGCGUCGAAGACAUCUGCGUGAUCUCGGCGGGCCCCCCGAAGGCCGCGGAUGUGCUGCGCACGGCGAUGGCGAUGGGCGCGGACCGUGGCAUCCACGUAGACGUCAAGGAGGGCGAAGACCUAGAGCCGCUCAGCGUAGCCAAGCUGCUCAAGGCCGUUGUCGACAAAGAGAAGAGCAACCUGGUCAUCCUCGGCAAGCAGAGCAUCGACGACGACGCGGCACAGACGGGGCAGAUGUUGGCGGGAUUGCUGGGCUGGCCCCAGGCUACGCAGGCUAGCAAGGUCACGUUUGGCGCGGGCGAUACGGUCGAGGUUACGAAGGAGGUUGACGGCGGCGCGGAGACGGUACGCGCAAAAUUACCGAUGGUUAUCACGACGGAUUUGCGCCUUAAUGAGCCCCGCUAUGCGAGCUUGCCGAAUAUCAUGAAGGCGAAGAAGAAGCCGCUUGUCAAGAUGAGCUUGAGUGAUUUAGGCAUUGCGAAUGAGAGACGACUUAAGAUUGUUAAAGUUACAGAACCACCGCCGAGAGAAGGUGGCGGCAAGGUUGAGGAUGUGGAUGGGUUGAUUUCGAAGUUGAAGGAGCUGGGAGCGAUAUAACGAACGAAUAGAGAGAAUUGCUUUAAAACUAGUCAAUCUUCAUACAUAUGGGCCACGGUGAAGCUUAAACGUAGAUAUGGGAUAUUUUAUUUCUACGACGAAUGAAGCUAGCUAUACGG